CUUUGAAGGAGCAGCAGCAUGCCACCCAAGGACGAUAAGAAGAAGAAGGAUGCUGGCAAAUCUGCCAAGAAGGACAAAGAUCCAGUUAACAAGUCUGGAGGCAAAGCCAAGAAGAAGAAGUGGUCCAAGGGGAAAGUGAGAGACAAGUUGAACAACUUGGUGCUCUUUGACAAGGCCACGUAUGACAAGCUGUGCAAGGAAGUUCCUAACUACAAGCUCAUCACACCCGCUGUGGUUUCUGAGAGACUUAAGAUCAGGGGCUCACUGGCCAGAGCUGCACUGCAGGAGCUGCUCAACAAAGGUUUAAUAAAACUAGUGUCAAAACACAGAGCUCAGGUUAUUUACACCAGAAAUACUAAAGGAGGAGAUGCACCUGCAGGAACUGAAGAGUCUUAAUUGUAAUUGGACUCGACUGAAAUUUUCUAUGUAAAUGCCAUUAUAAAGAAUAAACUGUUCUGACUAA
Xenopus laevis (African clawed frog) is the source of this 463-nucleotide messenger RNA. It is a transcript of the gene rps25.S, whose product is annotated as ribosomal protein S25 S homeolog. Gene Ontology annotation, cellular component: cytosolic ribosome. Lineage: Eukaryota; Metazoa; Chordata; Amphibia; Anura; Pipidae. Gene Ontology annotation, molecular function: structural constituent of ribosome. The record is from RefSeq and is marked provisional. Bases 19 to 396 code for a protein of 125 amino acids. The transcript has 5 exons.